Babesia bovis T2Bo is the source of this 1399-nucleotide messenger RNA. RefSeq names its product putative glycerol-3-phosphate dehydrogenase. Gene Ontology annotation, biological process: glycerol-3-phosphate catabolic process; carbohydrate metabolic process. The transcript is spliced from 5 exons. Lineage: Eukaryota; Apicomplexa; Aconoidasida; Piroplasmida; Babesiidae. The record is from RefSeq and is a predicted model, not a curated record. Gene Ontology annotation, molecular function: glycerol-3-phosphate dehydrogenase [NAD(P)+] activity; protein homodimerization activity; NAD binding. Bases 232 to 1296 code for a protein of 354 amino acids. Gene Ontology annotation, cellular component: glycerol-3-phosphate dehydrogenase (FAD) complex; cytosol.
CUCAGGAUAAAACAUAGUAUAUCUUGAGCAUAUAUCAACACAUUGGUUGAAAGUACCAAAACUACAUUAAUACGACCUAAAAUAACCAAAUACAUACAAAGACACAAAUUGUCAAUAGCACACUAAAAAUAUAAAGUGUUACACACCAAAACAAGGUUUUGCGGGGAUCUUUACUGUACAACGCAUAUAGGUCCUUUUAAGCGUAAUUUUCGAUAUUACCAACUAAACAAAAUGGCAACUGGCAAGAAGGUUUGCGUAGUUGGAUGUGGAAAUUGGGGAAGUGCUGUGGCAAAACUUGUCGCAGAAAACACACCAAGAUACCCAGAAUUCGAUGACACUGUAAUCAUUUACGUAUUGGAAGAAGUUUUCGAAGGACGUAACCUUAGUGAAAUCAUUAACACCGAUCAUGAAAACAAAAAGUAUCUGCCAGGUAUCAAACUUCCACACAACAUUCUGGCAGUCCCGGAUCUGAAACAAUGUAUCCAGGAUUCUGACAUCUUCAUCAUUGUAAUUCCACACCAGUUCGUCAACAGCACUGUAGCUAAAAUUAAAUCAUUCAAUGUAAUGAAACCAGGGUCUUUGGCAAUCAAUCUUGUUAAAGGAAUUGAACUCACUGAAAAGGUUGUCAACUGCUUUACCGAUACCAUCGAAAAGGAAUUGGGUAUCCCAUGCUUAGCGCUUUCAGGUGCCAAUGUGGCCAAGAAUGUGGCAAUGGAGGAGUUCAGUGAAGCAACCAUUGGUUACAAGAACAAAGAACACGCCGUUCUAUUCCAGAGACUUUUCGACAGACCUUACUUUAAAAUCAACUGUGUACCCGGAGUGUCUGCCGUACAGGUCUUUGGUGCCAUCAAAAAUGCAGUGGCUAUUGCAGCUGGUUUCUGCGAUGGUCUAGGUCUUGGGUCUAACACCAAGGCUGCCAUCAUGAGAAUUGGACUCAACGAAAUCUACAGAUUCGCUUGCAAGUUCUUCAAGGAUAUCAACACAGACGUGGUAUUCGAAAGUGCUGGUGUAGCCGAUUUGAUUACUACAUGUAUUGGAGGAAGGAAUGUUCGCUGUGCAGCAGAAUUUGCCAAACAUGGUGGCAAGAAGUCAUGGCAUGAUAUUGAAAACGAAAUGCUGGGAGGCCAAAAGCUACAGGGAACUUCUACAUGUGAGGAAGUUUACAAAGUGCUCGUUGCACACAACAUGGAGAAUGAUUUCCCAUUGUUUGUUGUAACUUACAACAUUGCCUUCCAGGGAGCUGAACCCGCAGAGCUUAUACGCAAGUUUUCGAAUGAGACCCUAAACCCUUUCUAAAAAUAUGAAAUUGGUAUAUGUCCUGGAUAAUAAGGAAUUUAGUAACCUAUGGGGGAUUGGUGGCUACACAUUACAAAGACAAGAAAAUACUAUAAAUACACAU